This is a messenger RNA of Vitis riparia (riverbank grape), 2648 nucleotides long. Its product is annotated as alpha-mannosidase I MNS4. The record is from RefSeq and is a predicted model, not a curated record. NCBI's taxonomy places the organism in Eukaryota, Viridiplantae, Streptophyta, Magnoliopsida, Vitales, Vitaceae. Gene Ontology annotation, molecular function: mannosyl-oligosaccharide 1,2-alpha-mannosidase activity; calcium ion binding. Gene Ontology annotation, biological process: carbohydrate metabolic process; mannose trimming involved in glycoprotein ERAD pathway; endoplasmic reticulum mannose trimming. The transcript has 18 exons. Gene Ontology annotation, cellular component: membrane; endoplasmic reticulum. The coding region runs from base 149 to 2098 and encodes 649 amino acids.
UAUUCGAUCAACCUUCUCGCCUUGUGUCUUCCCCGCAUUUAAAACUCCGCCAUGAAAGCUUUCGAAGGGCAGAAGGGAAAGAGAAAAGCAGAUGUUACUGUUGCUUAAAGCGAGAGAGAGAGAGACGGAGGGAGAUAGAAAGUAGAGAAUGGAAGCUGUGAAACCAUGGAUUCUAUUGUUCUCAAUACUCCUCCUAUUCUCUCACAUUUUCAUUCUCACUACUCUCGCCGAAGGCGUUACUCCCCAGGAAGCCAAGCUACUACGCGACGAGGUACGUGGCAUGUUCUAUCAUGCGUUUGAUGGAUAUAUGGAGAAUGCUUUUCCUUUAGAUGAAUUAAGACCUCUGACAUGCGAGGGAGAAGACACACUAGGAGGUUAUGCCUUGACUCUGAUUGACUCCUUAGACACACUAGCUUUAUUGGGUGACCGAGAGCGGUUUGCUACCUCAGUUGAAUGGAUUGGUAAAAACCUUCGGUUUGAUAUUAAUAAGACGGUAUCUGUGUUUGAGACUACCAUCCGAAUCCUUGGAGGUUUACUUUCUGGUCAUCUUAUUGCCAGUGAUUAUGCUACGGGUAUGAAAAUUCCAUCCUAUGACAAUCAAUUGCUUCAUUUGUGUGAGGAUCUGGCACGGAGAUUGUUACCUGCAUUUGACACUCCUACAGGAAUUCCCUUUGGAUCUGUCAAUCUAUUGCAUGGAGUUGAUGAACAUGAAAGCAAGAUAACUUCAACAGCAGGUGGUGGGACAUUGACCUUGGAAUUUGGGGUGCUUAGCCGCUUAACUAAUGAUCCCAUUUUCGAGCAAGUUACAAAGAAUGCAGUGCGUGGAUUAUGGGCUCGCCGAUCAAAGCUGAACCUAGUUGGUGCUCAUAUCAAUGUUUUUACAGGUGAAUGGACACAGAAGGAUGCUGGAAUAGGAACAAGUAUUGACUCAUUUUAUGAGUAUCUCUUGAAGGCUUACUUAUUAUUUGGGGAUGAAGAGUACCUGUUCAUAUUCCAAGAAGCUUAUGGGGCUGCUAUGUACUAUCUUUACAAUGAUCCAUGGUAUGUGGAGGUAAACAUGGAUUCUGCUGCUAUUGUUUGGCCAUUAUUUAAUAGUUUGCAAGCAUUCUGGCCAGGCCUUCAGGUUCUAGCUGGAGACAUUGACCCUGCUAUUCGAACGCAUACUGCCUUUUUUAGUGUUUGGAAAAGAUAUGGCUUCACCCCAGAGGGUUUUAAUCUUGCCACAUUAAGUGUUCAGCAUGGCCAGAAAAGUUAUCCACUUCGUCCAGAGUUAAUGGAGAGCACAUAUUGGCUCUAUAAGGCUACCAGGAACCCCAGAUAUCUUGAUGCUGGAAGGGACAUGGUUACUAGCUUGCAGUAUGGGGCUCGAUGCCCUUGUGGAUACUGUCACAUAUCAGAUGUAGAGUUUCAUAAACAGGAAGAUCACAUGGAGAGCUUUUUUCUAGCUGAAACAGUCAAGUAUUUGUGGCUUCUUUUUGAUUUGGCUGCGGGUUCGGACAACCUUGUUGAAAAUGGGCCAUACAAGUAUAUCUUCAGUACUGAAGGCCACUUAUUGCCUGCAACCCCACAAAUAUCUCUUAUACGUGAACAUUGUUCAUAUUUUGGGGCCUACUGUAAUAAUGAUGACUCAAGACAAGAUUCUCGUACUUUGGACCUCUCAGCGGAUCAUCAGGAAAAUAAUAGUCAAUUAUAUAGAGGUUGGGAUCCUUCCAGUUCUCCGUCGGACAACACUCUCCGUGAGCCUACGUCUAUUUCAGGAUCAAUGAAGGGGCUAUGUCCAGGACUAACUCAUGGACAAAAGUUUGGCGUAUCAUAUCUGGCUUCAACUGAUAAAAAAACUCAUGAGGGUGAGUCCACAAGCCAGAAAGAGGCAACUGUGGUUCCCACCCAAUCUGCAGUGAUUGUUUCUAAUCCAGAUGCCGAGUCCACAGGCCAAAGAGAGGUCACUGUGGUUCAAAGCCAUUCACUGGUGGUUGUUUCUAACCCAGAAGUUGAGUUCUCACAACCUGAUGACAAGAAUGAUCAUGAUAAAGAUCAGGGAUUGAUUGAAGAAGAGCUAGAGAGUGACCCGUCUCAAGACAUUGAUGAAGGUGCAUGAGUUGCUUGUUAAGACUUCUGGAGGAAGAUAAAUGGGAGAAGUGCUGGAGCAGUUCAGCCUUUGUAUACAGAAAGCCUAUAUAUGAAUCUGGGCUCUCGGACUGGGACGUGUGAUUUCUGUUCAUGGAUUCGAGUCUGUCGCCUGCUAUUGAUGCGUUGGGCUUGGAUCUUCGAUGUGAGGAUAUAGACAAGAAGAACAAGCUGCCCUGUACGAUAUGUUGCUGGCUGUGUAAUCUAGCUGAUUUUAUUUAAAUUUGUUUUUGGGAAUUCUGUGUAAAGUUGAUUUAUUUAGGAGAAGGCACAUCUGCAGACAUUGCUUGGAAUAAUAAGAGGCUUGGGUGGAUCACAGACCUAAUACUGCAGAAGCUCUGAACAAUUUUUACCACCUGAUUUGUUCAAUUUUUAACAGGCAUUGAUGGCCCACCGGACAUCUGUGGAUUGGUCCCAUUUCGGGCUUCCAUCUAUAGAGCAUGGAUAGAUAAAUUAUGUUCUGAUUAUAAUAAUGAUCCAUUUAGAUGUUGAUAUAUAUCACUUCAUUAUUUGGGCUGUUA